CGCUGAUCUUUCCACAUACCCCGUGAUAUCCAAAACAACAUAACAAAGUGGGGGAAACAUGGCGAGCGGAGAGGAGGCCAGAAGACGCCCCUCGGUUACCUCCUCUUCGGUCGGCCUGGAGGCUCUGUUCCCCGCGGGGUCAUCGGAGCAGGUCUGCGGGGACGGGAACCCGGAGUUAGUCCGUCUGCGGGAGCGUCUCCAGGGCUGGCUAUCGCAGUAUGAGCCGCUGCUGCUGUGGGUGCAGAGGCUGCUGGUGUGGGAGAGGCCGUUGUACAGCAUCUCUGUCGCCCUCACACUCAACACGCUAUUCUGGCUCCUGUCAUCCACCUCCCUGCGGCCUCUGUUCCUGCUGAGUGUGUCCCUGCUGGGACUGAUGCUGCUGGAGAGAUGGAAGCCCAAGUUGCCCAUGAUCACUGUUCAACAUGCAGAGGCUCACCCUGUGCAAAGUGACACGAUGAGCGGGGAGCAGCGUCUGCUCAGUAUCCCUGAGCUGAGCCACCACCUGGCUGAGAGCUACCUGACCUACUGCCUGUACCUGCAGGAGAUGCUGCAGUACAAACGUCAGAAUCAUGGGAAGUUCUGUGUGAUGAUGUGCAGCGGCUGUUUUGUACUCGCCGUGGUCGGUCAUUAUGUACCAGGAAUCAUGAUCUCCUACAUUAUCGUCCUGAGCGUGCUGUUGUGGCCGCUGGUGGUGUACCAUGAGCUGAUCCAGAGGAUGUACACGGGCUUGGAGCCGAUCCUGAUGAAGCUGGACUACAGCAUGAAGGGAGAUACGGAGCACCGCAAGCACGACAAGAGGAAGGUGAAGAAGGAGAUGGAGGAGGGCGACGAGCCAAGAGCUGAAACGGAGAGUGAGAGUGAGGAGGAGCUGUCCUGUUUCGCUCCGACGGUGGACGUGAAGACCACAGCUCUGGCGAUGGCCAUCACAGACUCCGAGCUGUCGGACGAGGAGGCAUCCAUCUUGGAGAGUGGAGGCUUCUCUGUGUCCAGGGCCACCACUCCGCAGCUCACUGACGUCUCUGAAGACCUGGACCAGCAGAGUUUACACAGUGACCCAGAGGAGUCCUACCUGCGGGAUCUCCCCGAGUUCCCCUCAGUCGAGGAGUUCCCAUCCAUUGAGCACAACCUGCUCCACUUCCCUCUGCGAGGUCCCGGCCAAGCAGAUGGAGCGCAGGCUGGCGCUCAACCAGAGGGAGAACCGUUAAGCCCCGCCAGCCUCCUCAUCCAGCACCUGGCGUCUCCGCUCCACUUUGUGAACACACACUUCAACGGACAUGGACGACCACCUGGGGGCGAGGAGGGCGUGUUGCUCACGCCAGGUGCAGGGGAGGGAUCAGGGAGGCAGGAGGGAGACGAGAAGGAAGCAGCAGUAGCCCAGGGUAUACAACAGUCCUUGGAGGCCUUGAGCGAGGAGAUAGUGAGCACAGCCAUCUCCACUGUGGUGCAAAACACUCUGUCAGCGCUGCUGCGCUCCAGCGAGGCCAGCGAGGAGCCCUCCCUGGCUGAGUUCCUUCCUACUGAAACCCCACCGGGCAUUCUGGAGAGCUCCACCCCACCCACCGCCACCACUGCUAACACUACAAUUACUACAAUAGGCGUGUCGGGGGCUGACGACCUGGACGAGGCGAUUACGACAGAAAGCGGCACCGGCGAGGAGAUGCCUGAUGACACACUAGUUCCGACUGAGGAAGAGGACUUUGAGCUUCUGGACCAAAGUGAACUGGAGCAGUUGGAUGAGGGGUUGGACCUCAUGUCUGACAGACAGGUGGUGGGAGGAGCCUCAGGAGCUCCAGAGACACCUCCGUCUCUUCAGCAUCAACCACAGUCAUAGCUUCCCCGUUGUGUCCCCCUGCCCCCAACUGUUUUGUUUUUAUUUGUACGUUAGACCUGCAUUAUAUCCAUACAUACCGCUAUAUACAAAACAUUUAUCAAAGAGUUUGGCAUUUAAUACUGUUGGUUAGUGAUUGUGUGGCAUAUGGUUGAGAUUACUCGGUGCGUUGUGCUCUCAUCACAAAGGUCUGUUCAGCCUCGGUACCAUUCGCAGUAGAGUUCAGUGAGGGCAGCUUCAGGGCAGAACUGGCUCGAGUGAACCGUUAUAGAGACAUCAUUAUCGUCAGGGGUUUGCAAAGCGUUUUGUAUCUGCUUUCGCUCGAUCAUCUAACAUUGAAAUCUGCUUGAUUAACUAGCAAGCACAUUUCUUACUGUGUAGUGAAAAACCUGUUGAGUCUGUCAGAAUAAUGAUGCCUUUAUUUUCUACCGUGGCGACGAGCUUCACCUCUCUCUUCACCUCAUGUGUUAUGAAGAGUUGAAAUGUUGGAUUAUGUAACGAUUAAUAUAUUCUAUAAAUUAUUUAAUUUAACAGUCAGUCGAUGAAACUUUAUCGUUGAGAUGAGCAGGGGAGUUUAACAGCGAUUUGAAUCCCUUCGGCUGCCGGUAAUGAUUGUAUGGGAAUUGUUUUAAUGAUGACACCAUGACCGUCCGGGUUGAAAAUGUAGUUGCAUAUUCCCAGAGUUCAUAAAUAAUAGUGUUAACCUUCACUUUAUCCUUCCCACCAAAGUUACAGUUUGGACUAUAGACUGUAUGUAAGAAUGGACGAUGUGUCAAAGUGUACAAAAAUGAAGCCAAAAUAUCCCAGCUACAGCUGCAACCAUCUUGUUCUGGCAACAGCAUUUGGAGCCAGAGUCUGUGCAGUAGUUGAAGGAAAGGCCCGCCUUACUCUGCCUCCGAUUGACCUUGACAUUCUUCACCUUACCCGAACUGAUCUUACUCCUCUCCCUAAACCCAAUGAAUCCAUCCACUGAAGGCAGUGUGUGCUAGCCAGCCAUAGGGAGAGCAGGGCGGGCAUAGCCUUGGAUGUUUCGGCUUCACUUUCAGGGCGCUGUCAUAUCGUCUAUCUUCAUUAUACAGUCUAUGGUUCGGAUUGAAGCAUUCGGUCAUGAGUGGUCUUUCACUUGUUGCCUGGAAACGGAAUCUUUGACAUGGUUGGAUGUCGACAAGCAGUCGAUCUUGGCCCAAACACAUACAUGACGAGACAUGUUCCUGAAUUUUCUCUUUGUGAUAAACGCCUCAUUUUUAUUCGUACUCACAGAAACAAUUCCAUACAUCCACAUGUAAUUGGCCCACAUGACGUUGAAUUCAUUAUCGAUCUACGCUCACUGCUUGUUAGAUAGCCCCGUCUAUACCCAACUAUUUGUUACAUGUAUAGUCAUCACUGGGAUAUGUAUAUUUACCAAAUAACCUCCUUUGUGCCACGACAAGUCCAUGCAUGCCAUGCAUCACGCAUGUAUCUACCAUGAUCAAUAUUUGAGGUCAAUCUUCAAAGGAGUGUUACUUUUCCUGGAGCAGAUUUUGUUUCUGUGACACAUUAUGUAUGUGGCCGCUGCUGGGGAUUUGUCAAACGUUCUGGACACGAUGGAAAGAACCUACGCUCGGCUGUAUAAAGAGGCCGGUUUUGCUUUUGUAAACCACUCAGCAUCCAAAUCUCAGGGGUGGGUUGUACAAAAUGAAUAUGACAUCGCAGAAUAUGUGUCCAUUCCCAGACUUGUCGUAGUGCACUGUAUUUGUACUAACCUUUACCUUUUUCAGUCGACGCCUCCUUGUGUAUAGUGUAGAAAUGCUCAAAGGAACGUGUAUAUUCUGCAUGUAAAAACAGCACUCUCUGUUGUCAGCUGACAAAGUACUGCACAAUUUGUGAGAAAAAAAAGUCAAUUUUAAUAGAUAAUAAAGAGCCCGUUAAUUCCGUUUGUUUAAUAUUUAAUGAGCGAUGAAGGGGAAGAAAGGUUUUGAUGUAUCCUCAUUUUUAAAAGACUGCCCAGCUGUAAAUGGAAAUGGGUGGCAACUUCAGUGAUGACAUCAGAUUUAGUGAAGGAUAUUAACAGACUAGUUUGUGUAUGGUAGUAGUGUGUUUUAUGCUUCAAAAUACCGCUUCUUGAAUUAUAUAUAUAUAUAUAUAAAAAAAGGCACUUACUGUAC
This is a messenger RNA of Epinephelus fuscoguttatus (brown-marbled grouper), 3972 nucleotides long. It is a transcript of the gene retreg2, whose product is annotated as reticulophagy regulator family member 2. The record is from RefSeq and is a predicted model, not a curated record. NCBI's taxonomy places the organism in Eukaryota, Metazoa, Chordata, Actinopteri, Perciformes, Serranidae. The coding region runs from base 59 to 1831 and encodes 590 amino acids. The transcript has 9 exons.